Messenger RNA from Colletotrichum destructivum, 1820 nucleotides. Its product is annotated as Putative aldolase-type TIM barrel. Lineage: Eukaryota; Fungi; Ascomycota; Sordariomycetes; Glomerellales; Glomerellaceae. The record is from RefSeq and is a predicted model, not a curated record. The transcript has a single exon. Bases 587 to 1543 code for a protein of 318 amino acids. Gene Ontology annotation, molecular function: 4-hydroxy-tetrahydrodipicolinate synthase activity.
GAUACUUUUGUUCUUUUGCAACUCGUGAUUCGUGACAAUGUGGGUUGAGCUAUUUUCGUGCCCGCUUGCUGUAGAAAUCCGUCAACCCGGUGGCGUUUUAGCCCGUUAUGUAUGUCAUGCAUGCCUUUGUGUGAUUGCUGGAAAGACUGCGUCUUACUUCGCCUUGGCAAGCCAACCAACUGCAGUCUCCCCGCCCUUUUUGUGGAAAAGGAGACGUGUUGGGCGGUCGGAAAUACCCCUGUCCAUGCUCGGCCGGUCUCGGCCUUGGGAUGCGGGGGAAUCGGGUCAAGACCCGGUGCGGAUAUCCGAUAGUAACCCGUCUCGUCUGACUGUUUGUCCCAGUUGACGGAUACGAUCCCGACUGUCGAGCGGAACCAACCUCGGUCACGAUACCCGAAUCAGUAGAAAUAAAGCCUCAUUGCUUUGGCUCGUUACGUUCAGCAUCGUCGACAUCACACUUCUUUACGACUCACCCGUAACCCCCACUCGCUCACUCAUACCUCACCUAUCUCACCUACAACUCACUCACCAACAGUUGCUGCAUCCGGCCCAGCAUCCUCUCCGACUUUGACAAGAAACCAUCACCAUGUCCCGCACCAAGGUUCCCCCCAACGGUAUCUGGGCCCCCGCCGUGACGCUCUUCAACCCCGACACGGACGAGCUCGACCUCGAGGCGCAAGCAAAGUACUACUCGUACCUCUCCAAGACGGGCCUCGCCGGCCUCGUCGUCCUCGGCACCAAUGCGGAGCAGUUCCUCCUGACGCGCGAGGAGCGCAAGGCCCUCAUCGCCACCGCCCGCAAGGCGACGGGCCCCGACUACCCCAUCAUGGCCGGCUGCGGCAUGCACUCGGUCAAGCAGGUCCUCGAGCUCCUCAACGACGCCAAGGACGCCGGCGCCGACUCGGCCCUCGUCCUCCCGCCCGCCUACUUCGGCAAGCAGACCACGCCCGCCGUCAUCGACCGCUUCUUCAACGAGGUCGCCGAGAAGACGCCGCUGCCCAUCGUCAUCUACAACUUCCCCAUCGUCUGCAACGGCAUCGACCUCGACAGCGGCACCAUCGCGAAGCUGGCCAAGAAGCACGACACCAUCGUCGGCGUGAAGCUCACCUGCGGCGCCGUCGCCAAGAUCGUCCGCCUGUCCGCCGAGCUGUCGCCCGAGAGGUUCGCCACGUACGGCGGCCAGUCCGACUUCCUCCUCGGCGGCCUGACCUCGGGCAGCGCGGGCUGCAUCGCCGCCUUCGCCAACGUCUUCCCCCGCGUGACGGUGCAGAUCUACAAGCUGCACGCCGAGGGAAAGGUUCAGGAGGCCUGGGAGCUGCACAAGAAGGCCGCCAUCGCCGAGCAGGCCACCAAGGCGGGCAUCGCCACCAUCAAGUACGCCGCGUCCGUCUUCACGGCGCCCCGCGCCGGGCUCGGCGGCCAGGAGAAGCUGUUCCAGCCGCGCAGCCCGUACCUGCCGGCUAGCGAGGAUCAGAAGAAGACGGUGCACGACUUGAUGGAGGAGCUCAACAAGGUCGAGGAGGAGCUUGCGGCUUCCAGCUGAGUGACCCCGACUGUUUCGAAACGGUUGAGUAUGUUUGUUCCUGUCUCAGGGAGAGGGGGGCACCGCGAUGUUUACGGUCACCUGAUCUGGACCUGGCAGCUCUUCAGUGGGACUGGGUUGGGUGUCAGACAUGGAUGAUAACCUAGCACCAAUCCGUGCCGUUGCAUAGAUGGGUCGGCAGUUGGUGCUGGCGACUGAGCGGUUGGCAUGAAGGGACCACCGGGUGUAUGAUGAGUCUAUGAUACGACAGAUGAAUGAAGCAUUUGAGUUUACGCCA